Messenger RNA from Pelobates cultripes (western spadefoot toad), 1156 nucleotides. Lineage: Eukaryota; Metazoa; Chordata; Amphibia; Anura; Pelobatidae. The record is from the annotation of a GenBank genome assembly.
AUGCUGUGCCCUGGAUUCUAUAUCCUGCCGAAUUACAGAGAAUGCUGUGCCCUGGAUCCUAUAUCCUGCCAAAUGAUUGAAAAUGCAGUACCCUGGAUUCUAUAUCCUGCCAAAUUACGGAGAAUGCUGUACCCUGGAUCCUACAUCCUGCCAAAUUACGGAGAAUGCUGUACCCUGGAUCCUACAUCCUGCCAAAUUAUGGAGAAUGCUGUACCCUGGAUCCUAUAUCCUGCCAAGUUACGGAGAAUGCAGUACCCUGGAUCCUAUAUCCUGCCAAAUUACAGAGAAUGCUGUACCCUCGAUCUUAUAUCCUGCCGAAUGACAGAGAAUGCUGUACCCUGGAUCCUACAUCCUGCCAAGUUACGGAGAAUGCUGUGCCCUGGAUUCUAUAUCCUGCCGAAUUACAGAGAAUGCUGUGCUCUGGAUCCUAUAUCCUGCCAAAUGAUUGAAAAUGCAGUACCCUGGAUUCUAUAUCCUGCCAAAUUACGGAGAAUGCUGUACCCUGGAUCCUACAUCCUGCCAAAUUACGGAGAAUGCUGUACCCUGGAUCCUACAUCCUGCCAAAUUAUGGAGAAUGCUGUACCCUGGAUCCUAUAUCCUGCCAAGUUACGGAGAAUGCAGUACCCUGGAUCCUAUAUCCUGCCGAAUUACAGAGAAUGCUGUACCCUCGAUCUUAUAUCCUGCCGAAUGACAGAGAAUGCUGUACCCUGGAUCCUACAUCCUGCCAAGUUACGGAGAAUGCUGUACCCUGGAUUCUAUAUCCUGCCGAAUUACAGAGAAUGCUGUGCCCUGGAUCCUAUAUCCUGCCAAAUGAUUGAAAAUGCAGUACCCUGGAUUCUAUAUCCUGCCAAAUUACGGAGAAUGCUGUACCCUGGAUCCUACAUCCUGCCAAAUUACGGAGAAUGCUGUACCCUGGAUCCUACAUCCUGCCAAAUUAUGGAGAAUGCUGUACCCUGGAUCCUAUAUCCUGCCGAAUGAUGGAGAAUGCUGUGCCCUGGAUCCUAUAGCCUUCCGAAUUACGUAGAAUGCUGUACCCUGGAUCCUAUAGCCUUCUGAAUUAUGUAGAAUGCUGUACCUUGGAUUCUAUAACCUGCCGAAUUACAGAGAAUGCAGUACCCUGGAUCCUACAUCCUGCCAAAUGACGGAGAAUGCUGUG